Molecule: messenger RNA, 2319 nt
Organism: Oryza brachyantha (malo sina)
Lineage: Eukaryota; Viridiplantae; Streptophyta; Magnoliopsida; Poales; Poaceae
Product: vacuolar-sorting receptor 3-like
Exons: 12
Coding region: 63-1946 (627 amino acids)
Molecular function (GO): calcium ion binding
Source: RefSeq, a predicted model, not a curated record
UCUAAACCCUCGCCGCGCCGCCGCCGGAGCAGCGAGCGAGCACUGCCGCUUCGCUGGGCGCGAUGCGGGGGGCGGGGGUACUGCUGCCGCUGCUGGCAGCUGUGGCGCUCAUCGCCGCGGUGGUGGAGGCGCGGUUCGUGGUGGAGAAGAACAGCCUGAUGGUGACGUCGCCGACGUCGCUGCGCGGGAGGCACGACAGCGCCAUCGGCAACUUCGGCGUCCCGCAGUACGGCGGGAGCAUGGCCGGCACCGUCGUGUACCCCAAGGAAAACGCCGACGCCUGCGACGCCUUCGACGGGGACCGCCACUUCCGCGCCAAGCCCGGCGCGCUGCCCAACUUCCUCCUCAUCGACCGCGGGAAUUGCCUAUUUGCUAAGAAGGUUUGGAAUGCACAAAAUGCUGGUGCAUCAGCGGUCCUUGUGGUCGAUGAUAAGGAUGAGCCACUGAUUACUAUGGACUUACCUCGGGAAGAUGAUGAGGCUGCAAAGUAUAUACAGAAUAUAACCAUUCCUUCUGCUCUAAUUGAUAAAAAAUUCGGUGAACAAUUGAAAAAGUCUAUUAAAGAUGGUGAAAUGGUAAAUGUGAAUCUGGACUGGAGGGAGGCUGUUCCACACCCUGAUGAUCGUGUUGAAUAUGAGUUGUGGACAAACAGCAAUGAUGAAUGCGGACCUAAAUGUGAUAUGUUGAUGAAUUUCCUCAAGGAAUUUAAAGGAGCAGCUCAACUACUUGAGAAAGGUGGUUAUAGUCAGUUCACACCUCAUUAUAUCACCUGGUACUGUCCUCAAGCAUUUGUUGUCAGUAAGCAAUGCAAGUCCCAGUGUAUAAACCAUGGAAGGUACUGUGCACCUGAUCCAGAACAGGAUUUCAGCACUGGUUACGAAGGAAAAGAUGUUGUGGUAGAGAAUUUGAGACAGCUUUGUGUAUUUAAAGUUGCAAAUGAGAGCAAAAAACCAUGGAUCUGGUGGGAUUAUGUGACUGAUUUUCACAUAAGAUGCCCAAUGAAGGACAAAAAGUAUAACAAGAAAUGUGCAGAAACAGUCAUCAAAUCACUAGGUAUUGAUGUAAAGAAGGUAGACAAAUGCAUGGGAGAUCCAAACGCUGAUUCUGAUCACCCCUUGCUUAAAAUGGAGCAGGAUGCACAGAUUGGGAAAGGUUCGAGAGGAGAUGUUACUAUAUUGCCUACUCUUGUUGUGAACAACCGUCAAUACCGAGGUAAGCUUGAAAGGAAAGCUGUCCUCAAAGCUAUCUGUGCUGGAUUUGAGGAAACUACUGAGCCAAAUGUUUGUCUUAGUGAUGAAAUAGAAACUAAUGAGUGCCUGAAUGACAACGGGGGUUGCUGGCAAGACAAAGCUGCUAAUGUAACAGCUUGCAGGGACACGUUCCGUGGCAGAGUGUGUGAAUGCCCUACUUUCAAUGGUGUACAGUUUAAAGGCGAUGGCUACAGCAACUGUGAACCUGCUGGACCAGGAAAGUGCUUGAUAAAUCAUGGUGGUUGUUGGCAUGAAACUCGCAAUGGCAAAACAUUUUCUGCUUGCCAGGAAUCAGGAAAUGGGAAAUGCCAGUGUCCAGCUGGUUUCCAUGGGGAUGGUGUUAAAAAAUGUGAAGACAUUGAUGAGUGCAAGCAGAGAAAAGCUUGUCAGUGUCCAGAAUGCAGCUGCAGAAAUACAUGGGGUGACUAUGAAUGUACUUGCAGUGGAGACCUGUUAUACAUCAAAGAGCAUGAUACUUGCAUAAGUAAGACAGCAGUUCAGGCUAAAGCUGCGUGGGCUGCAGUCUGGGGAAUCUUGAUAGUCUUGGUAGUCGUGGCUGCAGGAAGUUAUGUUGUAUACAAAUACAGGCUAAGGUCAUACAUGGACUCUGAGAUCAGAGCUAUCAUGGCACAGUACAUGCCACUUGACAGUCAAGGGGAGGUGCCAAAUCAUACACAGGACGAAGAACACCAUUAAUUAGAGUUUGAUGUGCACACCAACAAAUGACAGGCCCCCAUGGCCACAGAUUGACACGAACAGAAAUGCGAUGUUUGAGAAGCAUAUCAGGUAUACGGAAGUAAUGUGGAGGUGAAUAUGGCUUGAUACUUGAAGUCCAUUGAAUCUGUUAUUCACCUGCUAAUUUAUCUGGAGCAGUUUCACCAUACGUACCACUGUUAGCUCCAUUUGUGGAAGUGUACAUUUGUAGGCUUUUGGUUGAGAAGUAUCCAUAGAGUUUUUAGCUUAUGAAUGUGUUGUUGCUGGUCCAUGUAAUAGUAAACCUAUCGGCGAAUUUGCAACUGGUGCCACACGAAACACUUUUCAACAAUGUGAAUUGCACAUUUGUGAUGUA